Messenger RNA from Plodia interpunctella (Indianmeal moth), 765 nucleotides. RefSeq names its product bilin-binding protein-like. Gene Ontology annotation, molecular function: pigment binding. Bases 65 to 679 code for a protein of 204 amino acids. Gene Ontology annotation, biological process: response to reactive oxygen species; lipid metabolic process. The transcript has 4 exons. The record is from RefSeq and is a predicted model, not a curated record. Gene Ontology annotation, cellular component: cytoplasm. Lineage: Eukaryota; Metazoa; Arthropoda; Insecta; Lepidoptera; Pyralidae.
CAGUUUACCUUUGACUCCCGAGGAGACAGGUUGGCAGAUAGGACUUAAUAUUAUUAAAAUUAAAAUGCUGCGUUUUUUCGUGUUGGGGCUCGUCGCGGCCGCUUCGGCCAGCGUCGUCCAUGAAGGUGGCUGUCCAGACAUCAAACCUGUGGAGAAUUUUAACAUCUCAGCUUACGUAGGCACCUGGUAUGAAGUAUCAAAAACGCCCAACCUGAACGAACAGGGAGGGAAGUGUGGCCAAGCUGAGUACAAGCAAGAGGGGGAGACGGUCAAAGUGAAGAACUCCCAUGUGGUAGACGGAGUCCAGAAGUACGUCGAAGGUACAGCCAAAUUGGCUACGGAUGCAAACAAGAGUGCCAAGUUGGUGGUUUCUCUUAAAGUUGGUGAUCAGAGUCGUGAAACACCACUGAGCGUAGUCGCUACUGACUAUACCCACUAUGCUGUUGCGUACAGCUGCAAGUACGACGAUCAGACCAAGGCACACACAGACUCAGCAUGGAUCCUCUCCCGUAGCAAGGGCCUUGAAGGAGACGCCAAGAAAGCCGUGGACAACUUCCUCAAAGCCCACACCAAGGAGAUUGACUCCACCAAGCUGAUCGUGACAGACUUCACUGAAGAAGCGUGCAAGUUCACCAGCAGCAGCCCAGUUACUCAGGCGCAGGCGCAAAAGAAACAGUGACUAGAAAAGAGCAAGUUGAAGACAUGUUACUAGAAUAAGUUUUGGUUGGCAGUUUUUUUUAAAUAAAUACAAUUUUCUGAUCGAAA